Messenger RNA from Perognathus longimembris pacificus (Pacific pocket mouse), 839 nucleotides. It is a transcript of the gene Rtp4, whose product is annotated as receptor transporter protein 4. Gene Ontology annotation, molecular function: olfactory receptor binding. The transcript has 3 exons. Gene Ontology annotation, cellular component: cytoplasm. Bases 80 to 745 code for a protein of 221 amino acids. The record is from RefSeq and is a predicted model, not a curated record. Lineage: Eukaryota; Metazoa; Chordata; Mammalia; Rodentia; Heteromyidae. Gene Ontology annotation, biological process: detection of chemical stimulus involved in sensory perception of bitter taste; protein insertion into membrane; protein targeting to membrane.
UAAAUGGAAGCCAGCCUGGCUGGGAACAGAGGAAGCUGAAAGUUGCUUCCCAAGCACUGGACUGCAGCCUCAGAGGAACAUGUUGGCUUUAGAUGCCCACAAAUGGGAACAGAAAUUUCAAGAGCGGAUGCAACAGGAAAUACCCUGGGUUAAGUGGACCCUGAAGUUGGAUAAGAACAUCACUCCAGACUUCCUUCCCCAGGGAUGGAUGCAGUACCAGCAGAGAGCAUUUGGCAGGUUUUUGUGUGCGCGGUGCAACCGAAGUUGGAUGUCUGCCCAAAUAAACAUUCUGUGCCACAUCUACUGGGAUCCUUGGAAAUCUGAAGGCCAGGUGCUUAUGCGGACUUUUGCUCAGAAGUGUCAGAAUUGUUCCAGUUCGCGAUUUGAAAAUCCCGAGUUCUCUAUAAAAAACAUCAGACGGAUUCUGAAAAAUCUGGUCCAGUAUAUCCUGCAUGUGUACUAUGGACAUGGUUUUGAGGAGAUAGUAGUGAUCUAUGAGGAGCCCUUGGAUAGGCCUUCUAGAAGAAGAAUCAACAUUGUGGGGUGCGGUGUAAGGUGCUCAUCAAGACAGAAAAGAAAGUCUUCCAAAUCUCUGCCUUCCCCCCAGGAGAGUUCCAGUUCCUUACCUCCUUUGGAUGAUUCACUUAUCCCUGAGCCCCAAGGAAACCUUACACUAGGCCAAAUGUUCAUGCUUAUCUUUAUAACAGUGUGUGCUCUUAUUUUGGGCCAGAUAUUAAACUUAUAAACUUUAAUUUUAAUGAACAUUCCUUGGAGAAACUCUAAAACAUGACCAACACAUGAAGGACCCAAUAAGAAAUAAAUGUGCUGUAUCAUUGAAA